AUGAGCUCGUCGGAAUCUGAAUCUGAACCCGAAACCAGUCGCAUAGCGACACCAAUUCCGCUUGAUCCGAAGUUACCGAUGAAAAAAUCGAUUCCACAACAGCAGACUGACGAUGAAGAUGGCAAUGAAUCGAAUGACAGUGGUCAAGAAGAGGAGGACGAUGAGACGAGCCAGGGAACUGUGGAAAACGACGAAGAAGCGGAAGAGCAAGAUGAUGAAAGCGAUAGAGAAGAGGAAACAGUGGAGCCGGUCAAAGCGGUGCCGAAGGUUGAGAAACCGAUGCCAGUAGUUAAUGCGAAGGCAAUAAUCCCAAGAGCAACAGCUGUCAGUAAACCGAAAUUACCCUCCUAUGAAACGAUGAUUUACGAAGGUUUGAAAGAAUUGGCAGAUGGUAAAAGGAGUGGAGUUUCAAUACCCAAACUGUUUAAGCAUAUUUCUUCGAAGUAUCAUGCUGAAGAUACUUUGAAGAAGUUUUUCUUCAAAAAGGCUUUAAUCACUGGCAUUGCUGAUAAAGUUUUCAAAAGAGUGUCUGGUAACGGAUUGUCCGGAUCGAUAGUGAUUUCAACUGAACAUUUGAAGAAACUCGCUAGAGCACAAGAGAAGGCAGAAAAAGCAGCUUUGCAUCACACAUCGAAAUCAAAACCAACAUCGAAGCCGAACCCAAAAUCGAAAUCAAAUCAGAAAAAGAAACCAGCUACCGCUAAAAGCACUACAGAAAAAGCAGCAAAAAAGCCGACAGCAAAGCCAGCAGCGCCAGCAGUGAAAAAAGCAUCCAAAGACAUUAACAACAACUCGAAGCUUACGAAGGGCAAAAAAGCAGCUCCGGCAGGGCCUAAGGCAAAAGUGUCAAAGACAACUGGAGCUGUUCGACUGUCUAUUGGUCUCGGUCAGGUGUCAGCAGCUGGCAGUAAGAGUAAGUUGAAAGCUGCUGUUAGCAAGAAAUCGAAAGAGACAGCAGCACCUGCAGCAAAGAAGUCAGAACCAAAAGCAACCAAACCGCAGCCUGCAAAAUCCGUGCCGGCCACGAAAGAUACGGUGACCAAAGCUAAACCCGUUCCGGCAGCAGCUCCGGCGAGGAGCACCAGAAAGACGCCAAAGUAA
Uranotaenia lowii is the source of this 1101-nucleotide messenger RNA. Its product is annotated as nucleolar protein dao-5-like. Gene Ontology annotation, cellular component: nucleosome. Gene Ontology annotation, molecular function: DNA binding; structural constituent of chromatin. The record is from RefSeq and is a predicted model, not a curated record. NCBI's taxonomy places the organism in Eukaryota, Metazoa, Arthropoda, Insecta, Diptera, Culicidae. Bases 1 to 1101 code for a protein of 366 amino acids. The transcript has a single exon. Gene Ontology annotation, biological process: nucleosome assembly.